Molecule: messenger RNA, 1715 nt
Organism: Ziziphus jujuba (common jujube)
Lineage: Eukaryota; Viridiplantae; Streptophyta; Magnoliopsida; Rosales; Rhamnaceae
Exons: 10
Coding region: 83-1558 (491 amino acids)
Biological process (GO): mitochondrial respiratory chain complex I assembly
Cellular component (GO): mitochondrion
Molecular function (GO): protein-arginine omega-N symmetric methyltransferase activity
Source: RefSeq, a predicted model, not a curated record
UUGAUUUCCAACACACUUUUUACUACCGAAGCGAGUUUUUAGUUCGAAGCCCAUCUGGGUCACAGAAAGCAGCGUUCCAAAAAUGCUGAGACGAAUAGUGCCACAAGCUUCUUCCAUUGCUCGUCGUAGUUCCAGUGCCUACUUCUCUCUUAACCAACGGCCAUCAUCUUCUCUUGCUUUGCUUUUCAAAUGUCCUUUUUCUUCUUCGUCCCAAAUCCCAAACACUUCUUUUAUCGGACACACGGAUGACAACGCUGAUCAAUCCAACUCUCCUGAAGCCACAGCUACAAUCUCCAUCGACCGCUCCGGCCUAUACAAUCCACCUGAGCAUUCUCAUGAACCUACAUCAGAUUCUGAGCUUGUCAAACACCUCAAAGGAAUUAUCAAGUUCCGAGGGGGGCCGAUCUCAAUUGCUGAGUAUAUGGAGGAAGUUUUGACAAAUCCUAAAGCUGGGUUCUAUAUUAAUCGAGAUGUGUUUGGAGCAGAAGGCGAUUUUAUUACCUCCCCGGAAGUAAGCCAGAUGUUUGGAGAGAUGAUUGGUGUUUGGGCAAUGUGCCUGUGGGAGCAAAUGGGGCAACCCAAUAGAGUUAACCUAGUUGAGCUAGGUCCAGGACGAGGGACUCUUAUGAUGGAUCUUCUUCGUGGUGCAUCGAAGUUCAAGAACUUCACUGAAUCAUUGCAUUUACACCUGGUAGAGUGUAGUCCCACUUUGCAGAAGCUUCAGCACCAGAACUUGAAAUGUGUAGAUGAAGAUCAUAUGGCUGACAAUGUUGGUAAAAGGACUAUUAGCACAUUGGCUGGAACCCCUGUAUCAUGGCAUUCUGCUUUGGAGCAGGUUCCUUCAGGAUUACCAACAAUCAUCAUUGCGCAUGAAUUUUAUGAUGCUCUGCCAGUUCAUCAAUUUCAGAGAGUUUCUCAUGGCUGGUGUGAGAAAAUGGUUGAUCUUGAAGAAGAUUCUUCAACGUUUCGUUUUGUUCUAUCUCCACAGCCUACACCUGCAAUUCUCUAUCUGAUGAAACGCUGCAAAUGGGCUGCAACUGAAGAAAUUGCAAAGCUUGAUCAGAUUGAGGUUUGCCCCAAAGCAAUGGAGUUGACUCAAACUAUUGCUAAGAGAAUCAGUUCUGAUGGAGGUGGCGCUCUUAUAAUUGAUUAUGGCCUGAAUAAAGUAGUCUCAGAUAGUCUACAGGCAAUUCGGAAACAUAAAUUUGUGCACAUUCUAGACAAUCCAGGAUCUGCUGAUCUCAGUGCAUAUGUUGAUUUUGCCUCCAUCCGUCGCUCGGCAGAGGAAGUUUCAGGGGAGGUGUCUGUGCAUGGACCAAUGACUCAGUCCCAGUUUCUUGGGUCUCUUGGGAUAAAUUUCCGAGUGGAAGCAUUACUACAGAACUGCACUGAGGAACAGGCAGAGUCUCUGAGGACCGGAUACUGGCGUUUGGUGGGCGAAGGUGAAGCUCCCUUCUGGGAGGGUCCUGAGGAGGAAGUACCCAUUGGAAUGGGUACACGGUAUAUGGCCAUGUCCAUCGUCAAUAAGAAGCAAGGCACUCCUGUUCCAUUUCAAUGAAUGAAACUCUAUUAUUCAAUGUUUAUGGAGUGAGAAUUAGACAAAGCCUAAGCCAUAUGGAGGCCAAAUAAAAUUUUGGAAAUUUAAUUGCUUGUCAAAUGUUUAAGCUAACUUAUAGUAUUUUUUUUAUAUAUAUAAACUUUCUUAAUUUUAGUAA